GGAGGGGCGGGGCGCGAGCGGCGCGAGGGGACAGGGCCGCACGGGUCCCAGGUCCGGGGGUGGCCUGUGCACCCAAGUUUCCCUUGCGCCGCGCUUCCUGAUGUGGCCGAAGACGUGAUUGGAAGGGCCGGCGGCCGCCCGCGGACGAUGCUCGGGUUUCUGGGUGCGACGACCCUGAUGCUGGUCGCUGGGGCUCCGUGGGUGUUGCCCGCAGGGGGUGCAGAUCUCAGAUCUCCUGAAAAUGUCGUGGUCUCUAUCAUUGAUGACAACUUCAUCCUGAAAUGGAAGAGCAGCAGUGAAUCCGUCAGCAAUGUGACUUUUUCAGCAGAUUAUCAAAUGGAUGGAUAAUUGGAUAAAGUUGCCUGGAUGUCAAUAUGUUACUAGCACUGAAUGCAACUUUUCUUCCAUCAAGCUUAAAAGCGUGUAUGAAAAAAUUAAAUUGCGUAUAAGAGCAGAAACAGGAAACAGCACUUCUCCGUGGUAUGAGGUUGAGCCGUUUAUACCAUUUCAAGAAGCACAAAUUGGCCCUCCAGAUGUACAUUUAGAAGCCGAAGAUAAAGCAAUAAUAAUAAACCUCUCUCCUCCUGGCACAAAAAACAGUGUCAUGUGGGCUAUGGAUAGUUCAAGUUUCGUGUAUAGCUUAGUUAUCUGGAAAAACUCUUCAAGUCUAGAAGAAAGGACUAAAACUGUUUAUGCCAGAGAUAAAAUUCACCAACUCUCACCAGAGACAACUUACUGUUUAAAAGUUAAAGCCGGACUCCGUUCGCCAAGAAAAGUCGGUGUCUACAGUCCAGUGUAUUGUAUAAAUACCACAGUGAAACAUCACCUGCCUUCACCAGAAAAUCUAGAAAUUAAUGCUGAAAACCGGGUCUAUGUUCUUAAAUGGAAUUACACCUAUGAAAAUGUGACUUUUCAAGCUCAGUGGCUCCAUGCCUUUUUAAAAAAGAUUCCUGAGGACCAUUCAGACAAGUGGAAACAAAUACCAAACUGUGAAAAUGUCAAAACGACCCAUUGUGUCUUUCCUCAAAAUGUUUUCACGAAAGGAAUUUUCUUCAUCCGUGUCCAAGCAUCUAAUGGAAAUAGCACAUCUCUUUGGUCCGAAGAGAAGAGAUUUAAUACUGAAAUGCAAACUAUCCUGUUUCCUCCCGUCAUCAACAUGAAACCCAUAAAUGAUGCUUCACUGCGUGUCGGUAUCGGUGCUCCGAAAGAAUCUGAGGACAAGUCUGUGAACCAGCUUUACCCACUAAUUUAUGAAGUUAUUUUUAGAGAAAACACUUCAGAUACUGAGAGAGACGUUCUAGAGAAGAGAACGGAUUUUACUUUCUCUAACUUGAAACCACUGACUGUGUAUUGUGUCAAAGCCAGAGCACUCAUCGAGAAUGACAGGUGGAAUAGAAGCAGUGUUUUUAGUGACACUGUGUGCGAGAAAACCAAACCAGGAAGCACUUCCCAAGCCUGGCUUAUAGCUGGAAUUCUCUCGGCGAUACUUUUGUUCCCUGCUGUUUUUUAUGGUGUGAAAGUCGUCUCGCGAUGUAUCAAUUAUGUGUUCUUCCCAUCAAGUAAACCUCCUUCCACUAUAGAUGAGUAUUUCGCUGAACAGCCACUCAAGAAUCUGCUUCUCUCCACCUCUGAAGAACAAACCGAAAUAUGUUUCAUCGUUGAAAAUACAAACACUAUUACUACAAUAGAAGAGACUGAUCAAAUUGAUGACAAUCACAGCAGAUGCAGUUCUCAAACGAAUCGGGAUUCAGGAGUCUAUUCGAAUGAAGAUGAAAACAGUGGAAGCAAAAUAGGAGAAGAAAUUCUGCGACAGGCAGCCGUGUGACCAGAACGCUUUAAAAUCUUGGGAAGUCUAUGGAACUUAAAAGCAGGAGCCUGAGCUCCUUGCUUCUCUCAGUAACUCUUAAGAACGUAUUUGCUUGUGGCGGAACAAAAAAGCACCUUCAGAUCAUCGGUCCUCAAAAUACAGGCAAGCACUUAACUCUUUAAAAGGAAUCUGGAAAAGAGUUUGCUGUAUUCUUUUCUGUAUGGAAAGUCUCGGCCAACCUGUCAUUGGACCGGCCUUGGAUGAGAGGCAUUAAAUCCCGAAGAUGCCCUCCAUCUUCCUGAUGUCACCGCGGGUACCCUGGCACCUCUGGCUGAAGGCUGUGCUUGUGUCAGCCGGCCGAUAGCCUUGCGGUGCUGCUGCUGAUGCCACGUGUGUCAUUGGUCCCUUCUCCGUCCCAGCGUCACAGUGCAUUAUUCCUCCAGAGACACCCAGAACACUCAGUCUUUUUCUUGAACACUGAAGUGAGCCCUUUGGAAAUGUCUUUAGAAAGGUCUGAAUCCCAGCAUCACAUGGUUUUCUGAAAAGUAGCUCACUCUGGAAAACAGCCGCAGGUGCCAGAAACAUGGUCCUUAACGAUUUUUUUCAGGGAAAUUCUAUCCAUUUAUCCCAAUUACAUCAGUUUCUCCAUCACAGUGACCUAUCCCUUCUACGAUUUAGGAUGAAAACCCCGUAAUCUUUUCAGUACCCAUACAUUGAGACUUCGUGGUUGAGGGAGUUCCCAUCGUAGAUCCGGGGAAAGGAAUCUGACCAGCAUCCGUGAGGACGCAGGUCUGAUCCCUGGCCUCUCUCUCUCAGUGGGUUAAGGAUCCAUUGUUGCCAUGAGCUGUGGUCGAAGACACGGCUUGAAUCUGGUGUUACUGUGGCUGUGGUGUAGACCGGCAGCUGCAGCGCCGAUUCGACCCCUAGCCUGGGAACCUCCAUAUGCCGUGAGUGAGGCCCUAAAAAGACAAAAAAAAAAAAAAAGACUUCGUGAUUGAGAACAUUAGAACAAUCACUUCUGAUGAGAAUGCAUAAUCACUGAAAUGAUAGAGAAAUGGGAACCUAAGAACCAAAGAUCCUGUUACCUUUUAAGACACAGGAGUGUGUAACAUCCAUCAGAGCAGAAGCAAGAACCUUGGGACCAGAAAUGCUACUGGCAGACUGAGUAGAGUAAUGCAGUAGGAAGGAUGUGAGUUGAGCGAAAAAUACUAAUGUGAAUAAUCAGCUUUCGAUGGUUAACGUACUGUCGGGGCUGGUUUGCUUUUACGGCUUGUCUGUACUGUUUCUAACACCAGGCCAGCUUCUCGGCUGUCUGGAAGUACUCAGCAUCCCUUCUCCUCAGCCAGCACGCACUCAAGAAAAUGCACAUUAUUCACUGCCAAGGUGUACGGAGGAACGCAACUGGGAAGAAAACCUAAUUUUUAAAAUUAUAUAAGGCCUUCCAAAGGCAUCUAGAGCUCACUGUAAGUGACUUGAUUCUUGGGAUUUCCAUGGAGAGCCUACGGAGGAAAGAAGUCGGAAUUCCAAUGAGGGAAAACUCGGGCAUUAAAAGGAAAAGAGGCCACUGAGGUCCCUGGGUCCCUGGAUGCGGGAGCCGUGUCUUCAGGGUUUAAGAUCCUCUGUGGUUCUCAGUGAACAGGCGUCUGAGCAGCAGCGAACAAAAACCCCUCAUUUUUGCCUUGUCUUCUAGACCUACAGAUGCAGCCCUCUUCCAGUCUGCAUCAGGGUUCACAUGUAGCUUAUGCAGGAUGUGCUCGCCUGCAAGGUGGUAAGUGUCGUUUCUGAAAAAUAGUUCACUUGGAAAUACCAUAUGCUUGGGAGCAGCCC
This is a messenger RNA of Sus scrofa (pig), 3634 nucleotides long. The record is from RefSeq and is a predicted model, not a curated record. Lineage: Eukaryota; Metazoa; Chordata; Mammalia; Artiodactyla; Suidae.